AUGCCUCAACAGAACGCAGCAGCGGGCCAGGCUGCUCAGGGACAGCAGCGCCAGGAGCAGACCCUCUCCCAGACUGUCAUGCAAAUCCUCACCCGCGCUAUGAUGGCCUAUGCCGUCAUGUCCUUCUUCAGCGGAGGAUUCGGCGGAAAGAAGGAACCUGUCGCUCCUCACCCAGACUCGGCCGUUAAAACCAACAGCCCCGAUGGACUCGCCCAACCCUUUGGAUUCAACCCUCCUAAGGCCUUCCCUCUCUGGGAAGACAAGACCAAGGCCGACCUGUUCGUGUAUGUGUCUGAGGAUUACGAGUUCAGUAACUUUGAGGACAAGAACAGCCUUGUGUGGCGAUCAGAUGAUAUUGAACUCGGCGAUUGGACCGAAGACCGCGUCGUCGACCUUUCGAUCAAGCCAUCCAAGCAUGUUCAGAACAACGGAACCCUGUAUGCCCAUAUUUACUUUGCCAAGAGGGACACUCCCCUCAGCCCUACCUCCAAGGACUUUAGCCUCGACAACCGCGUCUACACCCGCAAGCCAUUGACUCGUUACUUCAAGAAGAAGAGAGAGUUCAAGGUCAAGAAGUUGGUCGGUGGCAAGCAGGAGGCUGAGGCAGAGCCUGAGAACCCCGUCGAGGAGCCCACUGUCCCUGAGGGUGGCUCUACCAUUGUGUCGUACUGGCACCAGAACUUGACCAUCGCCGUUCUUGCUGACCGCACCGUCAUCCCUUACGCUGCCCUUCCCCCAGAGUUGAAGCCCAUGUACCAACUGGAGAGCACAGGAAAGCACGAUCAGCACGGUAACGGAUUUGUCCUCCCAGUAAUCUACAUCAACGACUUCUGGCAGCUCAAGGAGCACAUGACCGCCAUCAACGAGACUGUCAAGUAA
Messenger RNA from Linnemannia hyalina, 879 nucleotides. NCBI's taxonomy places the organism in Eukaryota, Fungi, Mortierellomycota, Mortierellomycetes, Mortierellales, Mortierellaceae. The record is from the annotation of a GenBank genome assembly.